Parasteatoda tepidariorum (common house spider) is the source of this 1745-nucleotide messenger RNA. RefSeq lists its product as uncharacterized. Gene Ontology annotation, biological process: proteolysis. Lineage: Eukaryota; Metazoa; Arthropoda; Arachnida; Araneae; Theridiidae. Gene Ontology annotation, molecular function: ATP-dependent peptidase activity; ATP binding; metalloendopeptidase activity. The record is from RefSeq and is a predicted model, not a curated record.
ACAAACAUGUAACUUUCUUAAUCGUAGUUAGAAACUUUAAGUCUCUAACUACUUUGGCAAAAUGCCAAAACUCUCAACCUGAAUCUCUCAAUCAAUCAAUGUAUUUGGAGAAAUCGUAUGCUUGGUUUUAAUUACUAAUUCUCUGUUUAUUCAUUUGUCAAGAGAGAAACCUGCAAGUUCGUGAACUUUUCAAUUUUUAAUCAAUUGUAAUUUGUCUUGAUUGAACUAUUUUAACUUCUUGCGAAAAUCAGUAGGGCAUUUGUACGUGCCACUUACGUACCACUUCUUCAAAGACACUUAUUGUUACAUUUAAUGCAACGUAGUAAAGAAGAAAAUUCAAUCAUUCUUUGGGAAUGAUAACAAAAAAUCAAGGAGUAUUUCAUGAAGUUAAUUAUAGUUUUCUUUUCGUAAGAAAACUUUUUGUAUAAAACUAUUUUAUACAUACGUUCAAAACUUUAGAUGAGCGUCAUUAUAUUGAAGUAUAAAACUUGAAAAUGACAAGCAACGAGAAGGAAAAAAAGAUUGACUGUCGGAAAGUUUUUAAGAAAUUUCCUUGGGAAUUAAGCGAUAAAGCUUUACAGACUUUAAACAAGCAAUUUUAUACUUACCGUGCUGGUCACAUUGAUGCCGUCAAGCUUGGUAGAGGUGCUGAACUCCAGGCCCUACAGGAAUAUCAUCAGACCAAAAAAAUUGCGAUUCAUGAAGCCGGCCAUAUAAUGGCUAUAUGGUUUGGUGGUUCAAGGAAUACUGCGUCUUAUGCUACUAUUUAUUACACGUGGUCACGUUAUCAUGAACCACAUCACCAUAUUACUCCAGAAAGAAAAUAUCCUCUUGAAACGAUGGCAGCUUUAUUCGAAGAGAUGUGCUUCUGUCUGUCUGGUCGUAUAGCGGAAACCAUGUUUUUCCCUGAAGAAAAAGCUAACUUUCCUUAUUUCAUUCAUUGGGAAAGAAGUGAUAUUCAUAAAGCUAUCAACAUAGCCUACUAUAUGGUUAAAAUGGAAUGGGGUCUAAAGAUAGAUCCCAAAAAUUACGAAUGCAAACGUAUGACUAAAGAAGUUUUGGAAGAUGUUUCAUGUUACUUAAUUAGAGGAUACGAAGCCACAUUAUAUCUACUGAAGAGCAAGGCUGACGUAUUGUUAAAAGUUGCUCUUGAACUCUUGAAAGAGAUAACAUUACCAAAGGACAGACUUGAAGCACUGUUAGGUCGUCCCAGAAAAAGAUGGAUGUCUUUGUAUGACAGGUUUUGCGCCUUUUCAAUGGAACUAAGACCAUUGGCCAGAAAACGAUACUGCCUAAAUAAACGAAAGCGUUCGAAGAAAACCAAAAAAAGAAAAGCCAACACAAGUUGUUCUUCUAAAAGAAAGAGAUCAAAGGCACUGGCAAAUCCCCUGAAGAAAAAGGAAGAGAGAGCAAGAAAGGAAACCCAAAAGAAAAGGCAACGAACUUGUGACACUUCCAAAAAAAGAAAACAGAGCGACUCUGUUGCGCCAAAGAAAAGAAUAACAAAUGAUGGUCAAAUAAUCUCUGUUUAUAGUUAACUCCAUUUUUAUAUGAAAUUACUGAAUAUAAAGAAAUGUCUCUGUUCAGGCUGUAAACAGAGAUAUUGCACAUUCCAAACCAAUCUUCUGGAGUAUUUUGGAAAUUCCUUCUGUAAAAAUUAGCUCGCAAAAAUUUUGUAAUGCUAUAUUUUAAUUUUUUAUUUAUCUGAUUCUUAUGGAUUGUUUAUAAAGUUGGUUAUCAUUUUG